AUGGCUACGGCACCGUUGAAUAACCGCUUCGAUGCCUGGUUAUCUGAAAAGUUGUUGAGCUUCAAUCCUGAUACUGACCUUGACAUUUUUGUUUCCUACAUAACCGGCAUUCUUGAGACAGAAACUGUUGAAGACGAAAAAAUUAAUUCACUAUCUGAAUUGCUGUCCGAACUGCUAGUCGACCACACAAGUGACGCUGUAAAGUUGAGGGCUUCCCAGAAGGCAGAAAAAGAUGUCCUUAAAGAUGUUAUCAUAGCUCAGUACUCACAUAUUUCAGAUGGAGAAGAAUCCGAUGAAGAUUCAACGGAAACUGGCAAUAAUGCACUGGCCUCGAAGCAGUCUCCCAACAAACACACUUCAUCCACUGCCUCUACCACUGCUCAUAAUCAAGAUGAUUUGUUAACUAGAAACGUCAACAGUGUUCUGGUUAAAGAACGAGAGAGACAGGCCAGAGACCAGGCAAAACUCGAUUCUGAGAUGAAAAAACAAAAGGACAAAGAGGACAGAGAAAAACAAAAGCAGAAGGCCACUGACAGGAAGGAAAACGAAAAGAAAAGAACGCAAAAAGGAGAGAAAAAACGAUAG
Molecule: messenger RNA, 585 nt
Organism: Helobdella robusta
Lineage: Eukaryota; Metazoa; Annelida; Clitellata; Rhynchobdellida; Glossiphoniidae
Exons: 4
Coding region: 1-585 (194 amino acids)
Source: RefSeq, a predicted model, not a curated record